Linepithema humile (Argentine ant) is the source of this 2729-nucleotide messenger RNA. RefSeq names its product juvenile hormone esterase-like. Lineage: Eukaryota; Metazoa; Arthropoda; Insecta; Hymenoptera; Formicidae. The record is from RefSeq and is a predicted model, not a curated record.
UGCGUAUGUUAGUCGCGCACGACACGCGCACGACACGCGCACGACACGCGCUCCCAUCGUUACGCAGCAUCCCUCGUCGAAUAUGCAUCAACGUGAGUCCUUAGGUGCGCGUUACAUUGCGCUGACGAAAUGUCCUCACUCGAAUGAAAGGAUCUGGCGGUGCGUAUGCAUCCUCGCGUUUCUUUUUAUCGUCGCCGGCGGUUUUCUCAGCACUUCUCAGCCCCUGGUCGUUACAAAAUGGGGCAUGAUUUACGGCAAGUGGACCAAGAGUAACGGAGUGCGCAGUAAUCGGCUAAUCGCGAAUUUUCUCGGGAUACCGUAUGCGCUACCUCCGGUGGGUGAUCUGAGAUUCAAGAGUCCACAGCGAUGGAAUCGUCCGUGGAUGCAUAUUACCACUGCUGUAGCCGAUGGACCAAAAUGCAUUCAAUGGAGUAAAAGCAUGUCCGAAGUAGUUGGCAACGAGGAUUGUCUUUACUUAAAUAUCUUCAUUCCCGCUAAAUCUAUGAACUUAUCGGACCUGCAACAGACAAAAUUGCCGGUUUUAGUCUUCAUACAUGGCGGUCAAUAUCACGUCGGCAGCAACAAUAGCACGGAGCUCGCGCCUGAUUACUUGACAGAGCAGGACGUGAUUCUCGUUACGGUGAAUUAUCGACUUAAUAUUUUAGGAUUUUUUAGCACGACAAAUGAAGCCUCACCAGGCAAUUAUGGUGUGAAAGAUAUAAAAAUGGCUCUUGAAUGGAUACAAGAGAAUAUUCGUAGCUUCCAUGGAAAUCCCGAAUCGGUGACUGUUAUGGGACAGAGUGCCGGUGCUGCGAUAAUUCAUCUGCUCUCUUUAACGAGUAAAACCGAAGGACUCUUCCACAAGUACAUUUUGCACAGCGGCUCCGCUUUAAGUCCAUGGGCUUUGCAACCAAGUAUACCGUAUAGACAAAUUUGUCUAGAAGUGGCGAGACUUGUAGGCUGCCUGCCGGAAGAAAAUGACGACAUAAUCGCGUUAAAUGAGACAACCACCCAAAAUUAUGAGGAGGAAAAUCAGAACAGAAAUUACGCUCUCUACGACGCUGCGAUACACAAUAGUGAUAAUUAUAAUUUGGAGAAUGAUGAAGAGAUGAUGAAGUGCAUGAGAAAAAUCGAUGCGAAAAAGAUAGGAAAAAUGUCAGAAUACUUUGUAGUUUCGAUGUAUAGUCCGAUCUGUAUCUUUGGCCCUACAUUGGAAGCUGACUCGGAAGAUGCUAUCGUGACGAUACAUCCGAUGGUUGCAUUGAAGAAUGGAUUGUUUCGCGAUAUACCAGCAAUAAUGCAAGUCGUGAAAGAUGAAGGUUUGAAGAAGACGCUCGAAUUCUACAUACAUGAGGGCGCUGAGAAUGAAAUGAUAAAAAAUUUCGAAGAAUACUUGCCCUAUUUUAUCGAAAGUCAAUUACACAUUUCUAACACCAGCGUUCUCGCCGCCGCGAUAGAGGAUUUUUACUUCAACGGAACUUUGACGUUGGAUUUUAAGCAGCACAUCACAAACAUGCUUAGCGACGCAGUUGUAAUAUGGCCAACGUUUCAAGCGCUACAAUAUCAGUCGAAAAUCGCAAAAUCCGGUAUUUACUUCUCUUACUUCAUAUAUCAGGGCACAUUUUCGACUACCCUCGCUUCGGGCAAACAAUUUCAUUACGGUAUUAGUCACUCUGAUGAUCUGAACUACUUAUUUCCCGUAUUAAAUGCUAAGUAUCAAGAUUGGUUGCUGCACAAUACGAUGGACGAUAUUACUAUAAUUAGUAUCAUGACAGAAAUGUGGGCCAAUUUCGCGAAAGAAGGAGUGCCAAGAGCGUGGUUGCCAUGGUUUAACUUUACCCGACAUCCAUGGCCCGAUUACCGCGAUCGUCAUCAGUUCAUGAGAUUCAACAAGACGCCGGAUAUUGUGGUGGAAACCGAUUUCCUGUCGGACAGAAUGGAGUUCUGGGAGACAUUGAUGCCUAACGUAUCAAUGGAAAUACCGGAUCAACCAGAAAAAAAGUCCGGUAAUGCCAACGUGAUUUGUUGUAGGUUAAUAAUUCCACUUAUAUCAUUAAUAAUCGUAUUUUUUGUUAUGUAAUUAUAUAUCUGUGCUCAAGAGAUAAACAGCACGGCGAAGAUAUGACAUAUUACAUUCAGCAAUGAUAGUAAAAAGUAGCUUAUGUGAAUCCCGUCAUGUAUUAUGUACUUGAAACAAUUUUUAUAUUCGAUAUCUAUCAAAUAUAUCUAUCGAUUCAGUUCAAAAUAUAUCGUUUACGUUAUACAAUCGGAAAUUCCUUUAUAAACGUAAAAGUUACAGGAAUAACUUAAUAGAUAUAAUAUUUUGUAUUUACGUUAAUUUUAAUAAUAUUUUUAUCGUGAAAUAUGUUAAUUGUUAUAGAUUAUGUAAUUUAAUAGCUUUAAAACGUACACAGCAAAUAUGCAUGUACCAUAAAAAAAAAUAUAGAAGACAUAGUUGUUUGCUGUUGUGGCUGAAGACACAUUUGCAUGUCGAUGUAUAUACGCCAAAGUUUACUUGCCGAUAAAAAGUAACGAUGAUAGUAAAUACGAAGUAAAACCGUUUCGUUUACUAUUCGACGCUUAUCUCUCUCGCAGCAUGAGAGCGAUACAGUUGUUAAUAGCGUCCAUAAAAUUUCCGAAGCCAGAAAGUUCGAAAUUUAACUCCGUAAAUAAACACUUAUACACAAAUGCACAAACAAAUGUUUAUUAUGAUAUAAUAUUAUAACACU